Molecule: messenger RNA, 1389 nt
Organism: Fusarium redolens
Lineage: Eukaryota; Fungi; Ascomycota; Sordariomycetes; Hypocreales; Nectriaceae
Product: FAD dependent oxidoreductase
Exons: 4
Coding region: 1-1389 (462 amino acids)
Cellular component (GO): cytoplasm
Molecular function (GO): oxidoreductase activity
Source: RefSeq, a predicted model, not a curated record
AUGUCGCCUUCUGCCCUUCCUGUUGAUAAAGCCACAACCUCUUUUUGGAGGUCAGAGCCGCAUCCUCUUGAUAAUCAUCGCUCAACUACUGAACUCCCUGCCCAAGUCGACAUUGCCAUUAUCGGCGCUGGUUACGCAGGCGUGGCGACAGUCCAUCAUAUUCUCGAGCAAUGCAAGGCUCGGAGCGUUCCUGCGCCAAAGAUUGUGAUUCUUGAAGCUCGUCAAGCUUGCUCGGGAGCCACCGGACGUAAUGGCGGCCAUCUCAAGCCCGAUCCGUACAAUAGGCCUGCGAAUCUUCUGGCUACGUAUGGCAUCGAGGCUGCAGCUGAGGCUGCUGAGUUCGAGGCUAAGAACCUUGCUGCUGUUAAAAAGACCAUUGAGGAGGAGGGCGUUGACUGCGACUUUGUCUAUACCCGUGCUGUUGAUGCGCUAAUGUCAGAUGCCAUUUUGGACAAGAUAAAAGCGGGAGUAGAUGCUCUCAGACAGAAUGGAGUUUCUGUUAUGCAAGAUGUCUACUUUGCCCAGGGUGCUGAAGCCGAAAAGCUUUCGGGUGUAAAGGGAGCCAAGGGCUGCUUUUCUUACACGGCAGGCCACUGUUGGCCAUACAAGCUCAUUCUCCAACUGCUCUCCAAGGCUAUUAACGCCAAUGUCAAUCUGCAGACCAACACGCCUGUCACUUCAGUUACUGAAAAGCCUGAUGAGGAGGGUUAUCUGACACUGACGACUCCUCGCGGCACGAUCCGCGCUGCAAAGAUCAUCUAUGCAACCAACGCCUACACAUCAUCCAUAUUACCAGAGUUCGCGGACAAGAUCGUCCCAGUGCGGGGCAUCUGUAGUCACAUCAAGCCUGGCAAGACCCCGGCGCCCUUACUUCCCAACUCGUACAUUAUUCGCUGGUCUGAUACCAAAUACGAGUACCUGAUCCCAAGGCUUGACGGAAGUAUCAUAGUUGGAGGUGCACGAUCAAUGUACUAUCAUGAUCUGCCCAGCUGGUAUAAUAAUGUCAACGACGAUCAGUUGAUUGAGUCUGCGAGGAACUAUUUUGAUGGAUAUAUGCAGCGGGUGUUUCACGGGUGGGAACAUAGUGGCGCUUACACGUCCAAGGUUUGGACUGGAGUUAUGGGCUACUCGUCUGAUGGCUUGCCCCAUGUCGGUAGUAUUCCUGGAAGGCAGAAUCAGUUUAUACUUGCGGGCUUCAGUGGACAUGGUAUGCCGCAGAUCUUCUUGUCUGCGAAAGGCGUGGCAUCCAUGGUGAUGGACGGCUUGAGUUACGAGAAGACAGGUAUACCUAAACUCUACGAGGCUACUCAAGAGAGGCUGGAUAGCCCGAAAAACACUAUACUGGAUACUUGGAAAACAGUACAGAGGAGGGAAGGGGCUAAACUGUAG